AUGCUUCCGCUUCGGCGCUUAGCCGCAGCGAAUCAGCCUCGAUCUUCUACAUCGAUCCAACUGCCGUUCGCGUACAGGAUGCCCGGUCGUGCGGCCAGCACACUGCGAGCCGCAUCGAUGCGCCCAUCAGUCAUGCCCGUCAUGAUGCGACGCCACAUGCAAACGCGUGCAUUGAGCACGCGCACAGGGGUACCUCGGUUCAUGCUCAAAGCUCUUCGGUUGCCGCUAGCUGGCGCUGCCACCGCUGGUGGGCUGUAUGCGUACACGAACAACAAAGUGGAUGAAAUGAGAAAGGCGGUCAACGGGUUUUUUUCUUCGGCGUCCGACAAGGCGUCAGAUCUGUACGACUCCAUGGCAGAGUACUCGUCCGGCAUGUUUGGAACUGCGCGUGACGGACUGCGCUCGUUUAUGCAGCGCUUGGAAGACAUCAAGAAGGCUGAGUUCUGGGAUCAACAGAGCAUCGGCAGGAGCAGUGAGGAGCAAGAUACGUUGUCCGAAGACAGCGAACAAGAUGGCAGCGGGGGGAAUGGCGGAAAUGGCGGGGGACUUGGUGCAGCUGCAGCUGCAUUGGCCGCUUCGCUCACGGGCACCUCUGAUGACGACGGUAGCGGCUCAGCUGGCGAGGAAGAUGGCGACUCUGAUAAGAACAGCGAAAAAGAAAAGAGCGACGAGCUCAUGGUCCUUACACGCAAGCUCAUAGAGGUGCGAAAUAUCCUGAAGACGAUCGACCACGAUUCCGACGAGCUUGUGCUGCCAAGCAUUGUGGUGAUCGGCUCUCAGAGCAGUGGCAAGAGCAGUGUCCUGGAGACCAUCGUUGGGCAUGAGUUCCUCCCCAAAGGUAACAAUAUGGUGACGCGUCGGCCCAUUGAGCUGACGCUUGUGCACGUCCCGAAAGACCGGCAGCCAGCCGACGGCAUCUACGAGUACGGCGAGUUCCCAGGGUCUGGUGGCGGCAAAAUCACCGACUUUGCUCGCAUCCAGAAGAUCCUGUACGAUAUGAACAUGGCCGUGCCGAAGGAGGAAUGCGUGUCAGAGAAGCCGAUCGAACUGCACAUCCACAGCCCGCACGUGCCAGAUCUGUCGCUCAUUGAUCUCCCUGGCUAUGUACAGCUCAGCUCUAUGGACCAGCCGGAAGAACUACGCGAGAAGAUCAAUGGCCUGUGCAACAAGUACAUCAAAGAACCGAAUGUGAUCCUGGCUGUCUGUGCUGCCGAUGUGGACCUAGCCAACUCUCCGGCAUUGCGUGCGAGUCGCAAGGUCGAUCCUCUCGGCAUGCGCACGAUUGGCGUCGUGACCAAAAUGGACCUCGUCGAUCCAGACGUAGGUGCAGCCAUUCUCAAUAACAACAAAUACCCACUCUCCCUCGGCUACGUCGGUGUCGUCUGCAAGCCGCCCCAGCAAAUGAGCCAAUCGCUCUUUGCAUACUCACGCAGCCGCUCGCUCAUUCAACUCACCCAGGACUAUGAGCGCCGUUACUUCAACGAACAUCGCGACGCUUUCGAGGCCCCGAAACGCGGGCGCAAUGCAGGUGUCGCUCCCAUGGUCGGUACAGAUCAACUGCGCAAGCGACUUAUGGUUGUGCUAGAAGAGCACAUGGGCUCCUCACUCUCGGGCGUGUCGAACCUUGUGCGGUCAGAGCUUGACGAUGCUGCAUACCAGUUCAAGGUUCAGUACAACGACCGCUCUAUCACACCCGAAACAUAUGUCGCAGAAGUUAUGGACGUGCUGAAACAGCGCUUCAAGACGUUUGCCACGAACUUUGGCAAGCCAGAAGUGCGGCUGCUGCUGAAGAAUGCCCUCGACGACAAAGUCAUGGACAUCCUGGCGCAGGUGUAUUGGUCCGAUGCCGAACUGCCGAAACUCAGUGAAAUGGGUGCGCAGCGCAAGAUCACAGCCGACGAUCUGGAUCCCUCGUGGAUGCAUAAGCUUGAUAUGUGCUCAUCAUCGCUAACGAAAAGCGGGAUUGGACGCAUGAGCACGCAGCUCGUUGCAAAUACAAUCCGCUCAUAUCUCGAGCAACUCGCGACGGCCGAGCCGUUCAAUCACCACGUUGAAACGGCUGAGCGCAUCAUUUCAUUCGGAAGUGCGCUGCUGCGUGACCGCUUUUCCAUCACGGCCGAUCAGGUGGAAAACUGUGUCAAGCCGUUCAAGUACGAGGUGGAAAUGGAGCCACGUGAGUGGGAACAAGGUCGUGAGCAGUCUGUGCGGCUCAUGCAGACCGAGCUAGACAUGUGCAAUGAGGCGUAUGAGCGGCUCAGAAAACUUGUUGGCUCUCGUCGGCUCCGUGGCGCAAUGGAAUACAUCCAUCAGCUCGAAGAGCGCGAGCGUAAGCGUGUCGCAGAGCGCAUGGAGCACACGAACGAGACAGGCGAGUAUGACCUCGCUUCCGACGACCAGAACGAUCCGACACGCCCCGGCUUCAAUGCAGCGCUGCUUAUGAAGGCACGCGAAGCUCGCUUCUUACAAGACCGUGCAGAUAUCUUGCGUCUCCGUAUGGCUGCCCUCAAGUCCCGUCGAUGCAAGGCAGGCCCCGUCUCCCAGGUGUUCUGCCCCGAGACAUUCCUGAAUGUCGUCGCCGACAAGCUUACGUACACAGCCGUCAUGUUCAUCAACAUUGAGCUUCUGGCCGAAUUCUUCUACCAGUUCCCACGCGAAAUCGACGCACGACUUGGGUAUGACAUGACCCGCGAGGAAAUGGUCAACUUUGCGCGGCAGAACCCAGUCAUCCGCAAGCACAUUGAUCUGCAGGAACGCAAGUUCAAACUAGAGGAAGUCAUGAUCAAACUUGAUGAGCUUACUCGUUUGUACAGCGAAAAGCAGCAGCCAGCGCGGUCUAGCUCAGCAUCAAAGUGGCUUUUCUUCUAG
Molecule: messenger RNA, 2865 nt
Organism: Malassezia globosa CBS 7966
Lineage: Eukaryota; Fungi; Basidiomycota; Malasseziomycetes; Malasseziales; Malasseziaceae
Exons: 1
Coding region: 1-2865 (954 amino acids)
Cellular component (GO): cytoplasm; membrane; microtubule
Molecular function (GO): GTPase activity; GTP binding; microtubule binding
Source: RefSeq, a predicted model, not a curated record